Molecule: messenger RNA, 1438 nt
Organism: Fusarium verticillioides 7600
Lineage: Eukaryota; Fungi; Ascomycota; Sordariomycetes; Hypocreales; Nectriaceae
Exons: 5
Coding region: 155-1111 (318 amino acids)
Source: RefSeq, a predicted model, not a curated record
CACGACUUCCAGUGCAUGGAUACACCCCACCAUAUUGUUAGGUACAGAUGCGACACGAUCUCUAAAGCCAGUCCAUAACCCUACGUCUAGUUCCUGAUAUAAUACAACUCCACGAUACACAGCAUCUUGAUACGCGAUCGCGCCUGCAACACCAAUGCCGCCUUUCAAUAAUAUGAGCGCACUGCCAUCGCUGCGCAAACAGCAGCUCCUCUCAGAAUUUGCUGGACUCAAGCAAGCAUGCCCUGAAGGUAUAUUUGUUAGUCUAACCCCAGGCGAUGCCACGCUCUGGUCUGGUGUUCUAUUCGUUCGCAAAGGCCCCUAUUGCCCUGCUAUACUCAGAUUUCAAAUAUCGUUUCCCGACUCGUAUCCUCAACUCCCACCUCUCGUCGUCUUCUCAACAGACAUGUUCCAUCCUCUCAUCACACCCUUGACAACAUACAUGUACACAACCGACAUCCAAGAAAGCGGCACAGUGAGCGCGUCGGAUCAAGAGCGAUUACCGCCAGGAGGUUUCAGCUUGCGCCAUGGAUUCCCGGACUGGUUCGGACGAGGACGACGGAGUAUGGUGGAAGCGAAACAAGCGCCAGUGACGAGUCCUGGUUCGACCAGUAGCUCGACAACAUCAGCAAACCCAUCAUCAGGAACACCUUCGUAUGUGCGCACUGGAAAAAAGAGUGUCUCGGCUUAUGAAGUUCUACACUACAUCCGCAGUGCCUUUGAUACAGAAGAAGUUCUCGACUCUGUACCCCUCGCGGCGGCAGGGAACCCAGGAGCUUGGCACGCAUGGAGAACGCACCGCAAAGCAACGGGGAAGUUGGCAGAAGAUACAACUGCGGAGGAAGAGCAAAAGGAACAAGAGCAGAGCGAGAACAGGCCAGAGAGCGUAAAAUCGGGGUCAUCUACGGCUACGCCAAGACGACCUGGAGAAUGGAAUUGGGAUGGAGUUUGGGAGGACAGAGUUAAGAAGAACGUUUCUGCAAGCUUGUCAGAGCCUGUCCUCUAUGGAGAAACCAAGAAUUCAGAUGACCUGAUCAAGUUUCUUGCGAUGGAGGACACCGAUAUCGAUUCGGUGAAGGACAAUCUGCGUCGAACACUUGGGCAAGCUACAUGAACUUCAGCUUACCUUAGAGUCCCUACCUAGGUAUAUUUUAGUCUCUGAUGUUUUCGACUGAUUUAGAUGCGGCCUUGCAGUUGUGCCUUAGGUAGCCACUGCUCAAAGGCAUUGCUCUCGACAUCAGGGCAGGAACUCUGCACCUAUUGCCUCACGUUUAGCAUAGCAUGAUCUUCCGGUUUAUUCUGUUCGCUCGAAGAGCAAGAGCAACUCUGAUACCCCUAAGAACCUUCCCAAACUACCUUAGGUUGCUUUAUGCUUCGUUCGUCUCCAGUAGUUGAAUCUCAACCAAGAAUGUUCAUCACAACAACAACAUCGUCUUCCUCC